This is a messenger RNA of Clarias gariepinus (North African catfish), 6750 nucleotides long. It is a transcript of the gene sgsm1b, whose product is annotated as small G protein signaling modulator 1b. The transcript has 25 exons. The record is from RefSeq and is a predicted model, not a curated record. NCBI's taxonomy places the organism in Eukaryota, Metazoa, Chordata, Actinopteri, Siluriformes, Clariidae. Gene Ontology annotation, biological process: activation of GTPase activity. The coding region runs from base 67 to 5235 and encodes 1722 amino acids. Gene Ontology annotation, molecular function: GTPase activator activity.
AUAAGAAGAAAUCUGCCAUCAACACCAAGUGGAUUAGUAAAAAAAAUAAAAAAACAAAAAUAAAAAAUGGCAGAGGCGGAGACGCGUCAGCGAUUACUGCGCAGCGUGAAAAAGGAGGUGAAGCAGAUUAUGGAGGAGGCUGUAACGCGAAAAUUCGUGCACGAAGAGAGCAGCCAUAUCAUUUCUUUCUGCGCUGUUGUGGAAGCUUGCGUGCUGCACGGGCUGAAGAGGCGUGCUGCCGGCUUCCUGCGAAGUAACAAGUUGGCAGCGCUCUUCCUGAAGGUGGGGAAGAUCUUUACACCUGCUGAGGAUCUGUGCAAGAAGGUGCAGGAGCUGGAACAACUCAUCGAAAACAAUUCUAGACAGAACCAAUCUCAGACGAGUCAAGAUGGUAUCCGUAAGCAGUCGCGGACUCCCAACCUCUCCCCUCAAGCCAUUAAACACCUGUGGAUCCGCACGGCGCUGACAGAGAAAGUGCUCGACAAGAUCGUUCUGUACUUGGUGGAGAACAGCAGUAAAUUCUAUGAGAGGGAAGCUUUGCUGAGGGAUCCUGUUGAUGGACCAAUCCUUGCAUCGCUCCUGGUUGGUCCCUGCGCUCUGGAGUACACUAAAGCCAAGACAGCUAAUCACUUUUGGACAGAUCCUUCGGCCGACGAGCUGGUGCAGAGACACCGUAUUCACAGUGGCCAUUGCCGACAGGACUCACCCACCAAGCGCCCUGCUCUUAUCCAGAAACGGCAGUCAAGCGGUAGUAUGGAUGACAGGCCCUCACUCUGGGCUCGGGACUACGUGGAAUCUCUCCAUCAGAACUCCAGAGCCACGCUGCUGUUUGGCAAGAACAAUGUUCUAGUCCAGCCGACAGAUGACAUGGAAGCGAUCCCAGGAUAUUUGUCUCUUCAUCAGACUGCAGAGCUCAUGACAUUGAAGUGGACACCCAAUCAGCUGAUGAAUGGCAACAUGGGAGAGUUUGAUUAUGAAAAAAGUGUGUACUGGGACUACGCAAUGACCAUUCGUCUAGAGGAAAUAGUCUAUUUGCAUUGCCAUCAACAAGUGGACAGCGGAGGCACUGUGGUGUUAGUGAGUCAGGAUGGGAUCCAGAGACCUCCAUUCCGAUUUCCAAAAGGAGGCCAUCUGCUGCAGUUCCUCACGUGUUUGGAGACAGGACUCCUUCCACACGGCCAGCUUGAUCCCCCUCUCUGGUCCCAACGGGGAAAGGGAAAGGUUUUUCCAAAACUACGGAAAAGGAGCCCACACAGCUCCUGUGAGUCAUUUUCUGACAAGGAUGAAGAUGAAGCAACGGAUUAUGUGUUUCGAAUAAUAUAUCCAGGAAGUCAGGAGUUUGUUGGCCCAGAGCUGAUAGACCAGAGCAUGACCAUGUGGCAGCCUGCUCCAAGGAAGUCUUCUUGCUCUUCUUGUUCUCAGAAUGGUUCUUCUGAGGGUGGACUUCCCAAUGGGUGCAAUCAUGACAGGGCUCCACUGAAGUUACUUUGCGAGACCAUGAAGUACCAGAUCAUUUCUCGUGCCUUCUAUGGCUGGUUGGCCUACUGCCGUCACCUGUCCACAGUCCGCACACAUCUGUCUGCGCUGGUCAAUCCUAUUAUCAUUGAACCUGAUAUUCCAUAUGAUGCUAAAGAAGGGCUCUCUGCAGAUGUUUGGAAGACAUUUCUUCAAGAUAGUUCUGCAUAUGAAGAAGCAGAAAUUCUGCGGCUUGUAUACUAUGGUGGUGUAGACCCCACCCUUCGUAAGGAGGUGUGGCCUUUUUUGCUAGGCCACUACCACUUUACAAUGACUACUGAUGAGAGAAAGGAGGUGGAUGAGCAGGUUCGGGCCUGUUAUGAGCAAACCAUGAGUGAGUGGCUGGGCUGUGAGGCCAUAGUGAGGCAGCGUGAGAAGGAACAACAUGCUACUGCCCUUGCAAAGUGUGCCUCUGGAGCAAGUGUGGAUCUUCGACAGGACUCCACUAUCAGCACUGAUUCAUCCCAGAGCUGCAGUUCAGAAAAACAGAGCAAUGCAUGUUCCCAGUGUGACUCCAACAGUAGCACUCAGGUGUUUGGGUCUGUUGAUGAGGUUGACCCAAUUGAAUCUGAACCUAAGCCAAAAGAUGAAAAGCCCCAGCCCAAAAUUCCAAACGGUACUCUUCCCAACUGCACUAGCUCUCCAGACUCUGGACAUCCAUCCUCGCGCAACUUCUCGGUCACGUCUGCACUCUCAGAUUGCUCCCCAAGCACAGAAGAUGCUUCAACACAAGAGAAUGGAACCAAAAUGAAACUAGCAGAGCCAUCAGCAAUGACUUCUGAGGUUAGUGUGGACUUUACAGCCAAUUCUAGUCUUGAAGAUAAGCUCAAAGAAGAACCAGCAAAUCAGAGUUCCCUGGUGCUGGGUACAGAGCAGGGGGAUGUUAUGAAAUCAUCCAUAGGAAGUGUCCCUUCAGAAGAUGAGAUGAUUAGAGCUCAGGAAAAUGAGAAGGUAGAAAGUGCAGAUGCCAAAGAUUUUAGCAGAAAUGACACAGUCAAGUCUGUAGACUCUCAAUGGGAUUCAAGUGAGUUGAAUGUGAAAAUGAUAGAAACUAUAGAAUCUGCCAUAGAAAAUUCUGAAAGAGUAGAAACUACAAUGUUUUUGCAUUCUGAAAAGAGUGCAGAAUCUUCAGAUAGCAUUGAGAAAAGCAAACAAAUACUGCAGUCAUCAGGGACUACUGCUGAAGAAAUCACGAAAUCCUUAGAAGGAAUUCAGGACUCACAAAUGGUGGUUGAAACUCAGAUUAACACAGAGUUUAAUGAUGAUAGAGACAAAACUGCUUUAAUAAUGCAGGCAAUUGAAGUAACCACGUGUGAUCCAAAAGCACUGACUAGAGAGAGUUCUGUCGAAGAAGCAAAAACCAGAGAUAUAAACUCACCUGCAAAUGCUGAGGAUCUCACAAAGUCAGAGAAGACCUGUGAACUUCACUUUGAGCCUUUGGAGGAAAAAGCAAAACCCCCGCAACCAUUAUCGGAAUCGUGUGCCCCUGACAUGGAGGCUUCAGAAAAAGAAUUAAAUCCCCCUCAACCGCUAUUUAAAUCAGAGCCAACCAGUACCCCUGACACGGAGGCUUCAGAAAAAGAAUUAAAUCCUUCUCAACCCCUAUUUGAAUCAAAGCCAACCAGUACCCCUGACACGGAGGCUUCAGAAAAAGAAUUAAAUCCUUCUCAACCCCUAUUUGAAUCAAAGCCAACCAGUACCCCUGACACGGAAGCUUCAGAAAAAGAAUUAAAUCCUUCUCAACCCCUAUCUGAAUCAGAGCCAACCAGUACCCCUGACAUGGAGGCUUCAAAAAAAGAAUUUAAUCUUUCUCAACCCCUAUCUGAAUCAGAGCCAACCAGUACCCCUGACAUGGCGGCUUCAGAAGAAGAAUUGAAGCCCCAACCCUCAUCUAAAUCAGAGACAACCAGUGCCUCUGACAUGGAAGCUUUGGAAACAGAUAUGAAGUCUUCUCAACACCUAUCUGAAUCAGAGACAAAAAGUUCACCUGACAUGGAGGCUUUGGAAAAACAAUUAAAGACUCCUCAGCCCUCAUUUGAAUCAGAAUCAGCCAAUGCCUGUGAUAUAGAGGCUUCAAAACAAUAUAUGAAGCCUCCUCAACCUCUUUUUGAAACAGAGAUGUCCAAUGACCCUGGCAUGGAGGGUUCGGAAAAAGAAACAAUGUUUCCUCAACCUUUUUCUAAAUCAAAUAUCACCAGUACCCCCAACAUGGAGCCUACAGAUAUAAAGCCUCUUCCACCUCUUUCUGAAUCAGACAUGACUAGUGACUCCCACAAUGGGCCUUUGGAAAAAGAAACAAAGCCUUCUGAACCUCUUUCUGAAUCAGAGAUGACCAAGGCCCUUGUUUUGGAGCCUACAAAAAAAGAAAUAAAGCCUCCUCAAUCUCUUUCUAAAUCAGAUAUUACCAGUGACUCCCACAUGGAACCUUUUGAAGAAGAAACAAAGCCUCCACAACCUUAUUCUGAAUCAAAGAUGACCAACAACUCUCAUGUGGAGCCUUCAAAAGAAAAAACAACACCCCCGCUAACACUAUCUGAAUCACAAGAUAUUGAGUUCAUAUCGAACGAUCCACCUAAUGCCGAAAAGCCAGAUUUGAAAUCUAUAAUAAACUGGUCCUAUGAUUCCAAUAGAACCAAAGCAUUAAUAAAGCAAAUGAAUGAACCUCUUCUUGAAAGCUGCAUUUCCAUUAUGGCUUCAUCGAAACAAUCUCCAGAUACUUCUGAUGAUUCACCAUCUGCCCUGGAAAUGGAGGAAAUCCCAGCUGCAUUGGUUUAUAUGCCUUCAGAGGAUAUCUUGGCCAAUGUUCCUAUUACACUGGGUCCUCCUUUGGCUCUGACGAUGCCACCAGAGAGGGCCGCACUAGGUAUGCCUGCCUUGGAGCUGUGCAUGGAGGCAGGUCAGAACACGAGUCCAGAGGCUACUGAAUCAGCCCUGUCUGAAGAAGAGCCAGAGAUGGAGAGUCUUUUCCCCAAACCAGAUUCCUUAGCUGUAGCAGACCCUAAAAAUGAUGUUGCAUCUCCAGUGUCCUCUAUCGGAACUACUUACUCUCAAGAGCUGCUAGACUUGUAUACCCUCAAUCUACACCGCAUUGACAAAGACGUUCAAAGAUGCGAUAGAAACUACUGGUACUUUACCGCUGUCAACCUGGAGAAGCUCCGCAACAUCAUGUGCAGCUAUGUUUGGCAGCAUCUAGAUAUCGGCUAUGUGCAGGGAAUGUGUGACUUGCUUGCGCCACUGCUUGUUAUUCUUGAUGAUGAGGCCAUGGCAUUUAGCUGCUUUACAGAACUCAUGAAAAGAAUGAAUCAGAACUUUCCUCAUGGUGGAGCAAUGGACACGCAUUUUGCCAACAUGCGUUCCCUUAUUCAGAUUCUUGACUCUGAGCUAUUUGAGCUGAUGCAACAGAAUGGAGACUACACCCACUUCUACUUCUGUUACCGAUGGUUCCUUUUAGACUUUAAAAGAGAAAUGGUGUACGAUGACGUAUUCUCCGUAUGGGAGACCAUCUGGGCGGCCCGCUCCAUCUCCUCUGGCCAUUUUGUUCUGUUUAUUGCCUUGGCACUGGUUGAGUUAUAUAGAGACAUAAUUUUGGAGAACAACAUGGACUUCACUGACAUCAUCAAGUUCUUCAAUGAAAUGGCUGAGCGGCAUGACGUCCCAAAGCUUCUAGUCAUGGCCCGAGACCUGGUUCACAAGGUCCAGAUCCUCAUAGAGAACAAGUGAUGAACUUCACCGUCGUCUGAUCAGAAGAUCACUCAUGUCUGCUUAUUUUUAAAUUAUAUAUUUAGAUCCAACCUUUCGAAGCAUCUUUCAAGAUCCACAUAACGGGUUGGCGGAAAUCCUUUCCUAUGUAAUUUAACUUGCUUAAGAGCAAUAAAACCCAACAACAAAUUACACACAGGACAAGAAACAAAUAAAAAAUACAUACAUAUACAUAUUCAUGGCUAAUCACGGUUAAGGAAACUUUAGUUGCAUGAAUGUACAGGAUGCCAACUAUACACAGUGUUUUCCAGCCUUGAUCAUGAAGUACCCCAGAUCUGCAGUUUACAUUGUUGUUGUUUUUUUCAUUCCAGCUUCCCCAAUGGCAUCUGGAAUGUCCUUCAAGAUAUUUGAUUAGCUUAUUAAGGUGUGUUCAAGCAGGGAAAAACACAAUAUUCAGGGCAGGAGCACCCCAGGAAGAUAGCCAGGAAAAAUGGGUACCAUAACAAUGAUGAGUCUAUGCUAGUGACCAGAAGGUUAAGCAUGGAGCUAUUUUUUGGACAUUGAGCAAAGUUCCUAGCUUAGGACUACUUUUCUAAAUGUCUGAGUUAAAUAUUUUUUAUCAUUAUUAAAACUGUUUGCCAAAUAAAUAUAUAUUAUGGGAGGAACCCAAAUGAUGGCAUUACCAAUAGAGAUUCCUUGAAAAGCACAAAUAUAUUUGUCCUUUUUGUCUGCAAUUAAGAAACACAUCUAUUAAGAGGGGUGUUUGCUGUUAACAGCACUUAGCAGAUUUGAUGAGUAUUGCUUGUCUGUCAUGAUAAUUGCUCCAUUUUUGCUUGGAAUGCCCUCGGUCUGUGGCAGCACACCCUUCUGUUUUCAGGUAUUAUCAAAUUUGUAUUCUAGAUAAAAACAAGUGAUUUUUUUUUUCUUGUAAUUACCAGUUGAGCUUUCUAGGGUGACUCGGUCACUCGGUGACACGUUGAGCUGCUACACAAUUGCGUACCUCACCCGAACUGACCUUACUCGAAAACAAUCAGAAAUAUACUCUAAUCUCGAAAAUGUGUUUAUUUUUGACCAGUCUUUUUGCCUUAAGUUCCUUUCUUUAGGGACACAUUCAGCGAGUUUGUUUGUGCUCUGUGACUGAAUGAGUGAGUGAGUGUGUAAGUGCAGAAAAAAACAAUCCAAUUAUGAUUAUUGUUAUGUCUGUACAUCAAAAUAUGGAUUCAUUACCCACAGUAGUAUAAACAUAUACAGCAUUUACAUAGCGUGUGUGUGCAAGUGUACGAAUGACUACAUGAGCGUAUGAUCCGAACUACCAGCAACCAAACGUCCGUCUCAAAUUUUAGCCGAUGGGUUCAUCGUGGUUGUAGGACCUCUUGUUAUUCAAACCAGUUGUUUCAAGUGCCAGUGUUAUUAACACUAACCAUCACCCACAUGCCAUUUUCAUUCAUAUGUGUGUAUCGCCAUUUCUUAAAUGCUCUGUGUACAUUAGAAAUUAUAAAAUGAUAAAUAUAUUAUAUAGUAUAAAAAUACUAUAUG